GGUAGGGCGGUGGUUUGGGAAAAUGAAGAGACAAGCCACUUAUAGUGGUAAGAAAAAUCUUUCUGAAAAGAAGUUUGUAACAAGAUCGUCUGCUUGGGAUCAUAAAAAGCAAACAUGUGAGGUGCCAGGUAGUGUUUGUGAAACAAACAAUGUUAACCAAGAGAAUUCUGGAUCCAAGAAUGUAAAUGAAAGUCCAACCGUCAAAACAGUCCACAUUCCAAAAUCUAUGUCAAAUGAAGCAUUUCUUAAGCAUCCAGACCUUACCACAGGUCAGAAGCGAUACUUAUGUAGCAUUGCAAAAGUCUACAGCGUGAGCCAAAUGAAAGCAAUGGUUCAUCGUCCGCUCGCUUCACACAUAAAAUGUGGUUCUUCAGACAAAGCUGGAAAAUAUGAGCUGAAUGAAAAAGAGAAGAAGAGGUGUAAAUAAAAUGUUCAGAUAUGUCCAGAGGAUAUAAAAUCCAAUGGGCACAACAUGGUUCCUUGUAAAAUAUAGAACUGACAUAAUAUUAGAAAGAUAUAAACAAUUAGAUAAAUUGUAUUAAAUAUUUAGAGAAAAGACAUUGAACAUAGACCCAUAAAAAAGAGCCACAGGAAAUAAAAGCUCUGUAUAAUGACCAGUAGAGGAAGACUCUAUAGUAGACUAGAUGGGAUUUUGGCUGGGGAUAAUAGGAAUGUGAGUUUGAGAACCAAUACAGUUUGUGUAUCAACUGCAGUGAACCUCUUGUGGCUAUAAUCAAAUGCAACAAAGAGCCCUAUUAAUCAACCCCACUGUUAUGGGUAAACUGUAUUAAAUCAAAUGUGUCCAAUGUAAUAGUGUCUCAACACCAACUGCUACCUGAAAAGAUAUUACAAAGAUUGGGUUAUCAAUGGCAUCUUG
This is a messenger RNA of Pelobates fuscus (common spadefoot toad), 877 nucleotides long. RefSeq names its product family with sequence similarity 216 member A (gene FAM216A). Lineage: Eukaryota; Metazoa; Chordata; Amphibia; Anura; Pelobatidae. The coding region runs from base 23 to 427 and encodes 134 amino acids. The record is from RefSeq and is a predicted model, not a curated record. The transcript has 5 exons.